AUGACCAUCAAAAUGAACCUUAAUCGUGGCAUAGAUGCCACUCAUCAGGAGCCAACUCAUGUCAUAUCUAGCACGAAAGUGAAAGCCCCAAUGGCUGCUCUGAAGAUUGACAUGUCAAGGGCCUAUGAUCGGGUUAAUUGGGUUUUUAUUCUCAAAAUUUUGAAAGCUUAUGGUUUUCCUGAUCAGUGGAUUCAAUGGGUGGAGCAGUGCAUUACUACGGUCUCGUACAAGUCUUUGGGAAAGGAGUCUUAUCAUACUCAGUACAAGGAGGUGUGGAAGAUUCUUUGGAGGGUGAAUAUUCCUCCAAAGUGGAGCCUUUUUCUUUGGAAACUUCUUUUGAAUGGGCUUGCAGUCAAAGCCAACCUCCACCAUAGGGGUAUUCCAGUACAGGUGGGGUGUGAUUUCUACGGGGAAGAGGAGGACUUCCAACACCUAUUCAGAGAGUGUGUGGUGGCACAGUAUGUGUGGAACAAUUGCUCUCUUAUUUUCAACUUGAAUCUUGCUGAAUCUACCCCUUUGCGACAAUGGAUUCAGACAUAUAUCCUGCUCUUUUAUAGCGAGGAUGGCAUCCAUAGUGAGAGGAUCACUAAGUUCAUAGUGACCUUGUGGUGCCUUUGGAGAACUAGGAAUGGUCGGGUUUUUCGAGGGAAUGACGGUGAUGGUGAGGUAUGGCAUCAACAUAUGGAUAGGGCGAAGGAGGAUCUUGAUAUUUUCCGUGGACGACAGGGUAGUAACUCCAAUGGCACAAACAAUGUGGAUUUUCAGCCCCGGGACACUGACAAUGCAGGGUUAGGUUGGGACUUUUCUUUAGAUGGCAAUACUUUCCAAGAUGGGGGAGGCAAUUUCUGUAAAGCAGUUUCCGCUCUUCAUGCGGAGGCCCUUGCUUGUUUAAUGGCGAUUAGGUGGGCUACAUUGAAAGGUUUUCCCCAUGUAUUUUUGCUCUCGGAUUCUGCUAAUUUGGUUCAAAGCCUUGAUAAUCCUCAUUCAGCGGUCGUUAGCAUUUGGUGGACUAUCCGGGACAUCCAGCAACUGGCUUCUACGUUAAGAACAUGUGUUGUUUGGAAAGUAGGAAGAGACCAGGUCGGAAUGGCCCAUGAUCUAGCUAAUACUUGUCGAAUUAGUUUUUAUAGUUUUGCUACUUAG
Chenopodium quinoa (quinoa) is the source of this 1143-nucleotide messenger RNA. RefSeq lists its product as uncharacterized. Gene Ontology annotation, molecular function: nucleic acid binding; RNA-DNA hybrid ribonuclease activity. NCBI's taxonomy places the organism in Eukaryota, Viridiplantae, Streptophyta, Magnoliopsida, Caryophyllales, Amaranthaceae. The transcript has 3 exons. The coding region runs from base 1 to 1143 and encodes 380 amino acids. The record is from RefSeq and is a predicted model, not a curated record.